AUGGACACACCAAACCCACAAAGGGUACACUAUACCCACAAAGGACACACCACACCCACAAAGGACACACCAAACCCACAAAGGACAUACCAAACCCACAAUGGACACACUAAACCCACAAAGGACACAUCCCACCGACACAGGACACACCAAACCCACAAAGGACACAUCCCACCGACACAGGACACACCAAACCCACAAAGGGUACACCAUACUCACAAAGGACACACCAAACCCACAAUGGACACACUAAACCCACAAAGGACACAUCCCACCGACACAGGACACACCAAACCCACAAAGGACACACCAAACCCACAAAGGGUACACCAAACCCACAAAGGACACAUCCCACCGACACAGGACACACCAAACCACAAAGGGCACACCAAACCCACAAUGGGACACACCAAACCCCACAAAGGACACACCAAACCCACAAAGGACACAUCCCACCGACACAGGACACACCAAACCCACAAAGGACACACCAAACCCACACAGGACACACCAAACCCACAAAGGACACAUCAAACCCACAAAGGACACAUCCCACCGACACAGGACACACCAAACCCACAAUGGACACAUCCCACCGACACUAGACACACCAAACCCACAAAAGACACAUCCCACCGACACAGGACACACCAAACCCACAAAGGACACACCAAACCCACAAAGGACACACCAACCCCACAAAGGACACAUCCCACCGACACAGGACACACCAAACCCACAAAGGACACAUCCCACCGACACAGGACACACCAAACCCACAAUGGUCACACCAAACCCACAAAGGGCACACCAAACCCACAAAAGGCACACCAAACUCACAAAGGACACACCAUACCCACAAAGGACACACCACACCGACACAGGACACACCAAACCAACAAAGGACACACCAAACUCACAAAGGACACACCAAACCCACAAUGGACACAUCCCACCGACACAGGACACACCAAACCAACAAAGGACACACCAAACCCACAAUGGACACAUCCCACCGACACAGGACACACCAAACCAACAAAGGACACACCAAACCCACACAGGACACACCCAACCCACAAAGGACACAUCAAACCCACAAAGGACACAUCCCACCGACACAGGACACACCAAACCCACAAAGGACACACCAAACCCACAAAGGGCAAACCAAACCCACAAAGGGCACACCAAACCCACAAAGGAUACAACAACCCCACAAUGGACACACCAAACCCACAAUGGACACACAAAAAACCCACAAAGGACACAACAAACCCACAAAGGACACACCAAACCCACAAAGGACACACCAAACCCACAAUGGACACACCAAACCCACAAAGGACACAUCAAACCCACAAAGGGCACACCAAACCCACCAAGGGCACACCAAACCGACACAGGAUACACCAAACCCACAAAGGGCACACCAAACCGACACAGGACACACCAAACCCACAAAGGGCACACCAAACCGACACAGGACACACCAAACCCACAAUGGACAUACCAAACCCACAAAGGACACACCAAACCCACAAAGGGCACACCAAACCGACACAGGACACACCAAACCCACAAAGGACACAAUGGACACACAAAAAACCCACAAAGGACACAACAAACCCACAAUGGACACACAAAAAACCCACAAAGGACACACCAAACCUACAAAGGACACAUCAAACCCACAAAGGACACAUCCCACCGACACAGGACACACCAAACCCACAAAGGACACACCAUACCUACAAAGGACACACCAAACCCACAAUGGACACACCAAACCCACAAAGGGCACACCAAACCCACAAAGGACACACCAAACUCACAAAGGACACAUCAUACCCACAAAGGACACACCACACCGACACAGGACACACCAAACCAACAAAGGACACACCAAACCCACAAAGGACACACCAAACCCACAAAGGACACACCAAACCCACAAUGGACACAUCCCACCGACACAGGACACACCAAACCAACAAAGGACACACCAAACCCACACAGGACACACCAAACCCACAAAGAACACAUCAAACCCACAAAGGACACAUCCCAACGACACAGGACACACCAAACCCACAAAGGACACACCAAACCCACAAAGGGCACACCAAACCCACAAAGGGCACACCAAACCCACAAAGGAUACACCAAACCCACAAUGGACACACCAAACCCACAAUGGACACACAAAAACCCCACAAAGGACACAACAAACCCACAAUGGACACAGCAAACCCACAAAGGACACAUCAAACCCACAAAGGGCACACCAAACCCACCAAGGGCACACCAAACCGACACAGGACACACCAAACCCACAAAGGGCACACCAAACCGACACAGGACACACCAAACCCACAAAGGGCACACCAAACCGACACAGGACACACCAAACCCACAAUGGACACACCAAACCCACAAAGGACACACCAAACCCACAAAGGGCACACCAAACCGACACAGGACACACCAAACCCACAAAGGACACAAUGGACACACAAAAAACCCACAAAGGACACAACAAACCCACAAUGGACACACAAAAAACCCACAAAGGACACACCAAACCUACAAAGGACACAUCAAACCCACAAAGGACACAUCCCACCGACACAGGACACACCAAACCCACAAAGGACACACAAUACCUACAAAGGACACACCAAACCCACGAAUGGACACACCAAACCCACAAUGGACACAUCCCACCGACACAGGACACACCAAACCCACAAAGGACACACCAAAUCCACAAAGGACACACCAAACCCACAAAGGACACACCAUACCUACAAAGGACACACCAAACCCACAAUGGACACACCAAACCCACAAUGGACACACCAAACCCACAAAGGACUCAUCAAACCCACAAAGGACACACCAAACCGACACAGUACACACUAA
Pecten maximus is the source of this 2925-nucleotide messenger RNA. RefSeq names its product mucin-6-like. Lineage: Eukaryota; Metazoa; Mollusca; Bivalvia; Pectinida; Pectinidae. The coding region runs from base 1 to 2925 and encodes 974 amino acids. The record is from RefSeq and is a predicted model, not a curated record. The transcript has a single exon.